Mesorhabditis spiculigera is the source of this 2451-nucleotide messenger RNA. NCBI's taxonomy places the organism in Eukaryota, Metazoa, Nematoda, Chromadorea, Rhabditida, Rhabditidae. The record is from the annotation of a GenBank genome assembly.
AUGGUCAUCUACGCAUUCUCGGAGUUGUCAAAGCCGAUCAAGGCGUCUACCAGUGCAUCGCAAGAAAUGAGGCGGGCACCGUAUCCUCCUAUGCUCAACUCCUCGUCGAUAGUCAUGUUCCUCAGAAGGCAAUCCUCGUCUCAGUUUGAGACGGACCUACCAGUUCAGAUGAAAACUUCUUGCCUGAAUAGUUUCUUCUCGAGAGAGGUUGUUCUGGAUGGUGGUUGGACUACCGAGAAUAAAAGAGAGCGCUCCAUUAAUGCGUCAUCGCGAUGGGCAACCCUUUCCGGUCUUUCUCCCGAGAAAUUGUACAUCAUUCGGGUGGCCGGGGAGAAUGAGGCUGGAAUCGGGCUCUCUUCUGAUCACAUCAAGAUCACCACGGCAAAAGAACAAGCCGUUCCGGGUCAAAUUUCGCACCUGGCGGCGACGGCAACAGGUUCAGAGGGUGUAGAUGUUCGCUGGGAGCCCCCGGGAGGGAAUGGAGGACAACCAUCACCACAUAGAUAUUCUCUUUUCUAUCGGAGACAUCCACCCACCCAUAAUGAACCGGAGACGCAGAUCACGGUCUCCUCAACGGAAUAUUCGCUCCACGGUCUCGACAAAUACACCGAAUACGCCAUUCGAGUCGAAGCCGAAGGGGAUAAUGGAUCUGGGCUGUCAUCGGAUGUCGUCACGGUCCGUACCCUGCCCGACGCCCCGUCAGCCGCUCCAGAAGACGUGGCCGUCGAGCCGGAAUCUUCUACGGCGAUCCGCGUAACUUGGAAACCACCACCAAAGAAUGCGCAUAACGGACAGUUAACUGGCUACCGUAUCAAGUACAAAACGAAGCAAAAGGGCACGAAAAUACAGCAGAUUGCUGUGGAAGAUCCACAUUUAAUGGAGAGACGCUUGGAUGAUCUUGAUCCUGGACAGCAUUAUCAGAUACGAGUGGCUGCUGUCAAUCAGAACGGUACGGGUCCAUUUUCCGACUGGCUUCGCGCCGAUACCCCUUCCGUUGACAAGGAGGAGAAGCUGCUCGGAGCCCCGGUCGAAUUGAAGCCGAUUCCAGGCCCGGACUACAUCAUCGUAACGUGGAAACCCCCGUCCGAUGACACGACAAUAAUCCGUGGCUAUCAGAUUGGCUGGGGAAAUAAUGUGCCGGAUGUGGAGAUGGAGACUGUCGGUCCAUCAGCACUGCAACAUCGCAUUGAGGGGCUGCAUCCGGGCAGGGAAUAUGUGAUCAGCGUUCGGGCGAAAAACAACGUCGGGUUGGGGUAUCCGAUUUAUGAGACUGUCCGGACCGGAAGUGAAAAGGGGAGGAGCCCGUUUGGGAAUUCUGAUGAUGGGCAUGCUGAUGAUGGCGAUGAUUCUACCGUAACCCCAAUCGGCGUCCGUGCCGAGGCCAUUUCCGCUUCAUCAAUGCGUAUCAUUUGGACUGAUCCGGAUCAAGAGGCAUUUAACGUCAAAUAUACCGUCAAAUACUCUACACAAGCGGAAGGCAACAAACUACAUUAUGCGGAGUCAUCAGAUCCAUUUGUGGUUGUCGAGAGUCUGAGGCCGGCGACAGAAUAUGAAUUCUCUGUGCGAACAUCACAUCGAGGGGCACACUCACUGUGGAGUAUGGCUGCCAGAAAUAGAACCCUGUCCUCCCCUCCCUCCUCUGCUCCUCGUGAUCUCUCGCUCUCCCCAUCCCCAUCUGGAGAUCCACAUCAUGUUCUUCUCGAGUGGAAACCACCCAAAUAUGCCAAUGGAGAAUUGCUCGAAUACCUGAUCUACUACACGGACCGUUCGACCCUAGAAGACAAAGAUUGGCGUCUCCUCUCUAUCCCCGCAGCUCGUAAUACACAUUCUAUCGCUGAUCUACUCCCAUCAUCCACCUAUUACUUCAAGAUACAAGCCAGGAAUGAGAUGGGUUAUGGCCCCCUCUCCCCGGUCGUUACUUGGCGAGGUAUCGGAGGAUUAGCCGUUCCUACCGGCCGAGUACCGCUUGGAGGAGCUGGAACUGCUUUUUCGAUCGACCAUUUUGUUCAGGUGGUACCCUCUCGCGAUCCUACCAUCACUCGUCUUCGAGUCUCGAGCAGAGAGGAGGGCCGAGAACACCACAAGUUGUAUAUACCGGCAUUGGAAGACAUCAGCCGAUCGCAAAGAUCCUUCACAACCGUCUGCCCUCCUCCCCGUGGUGGCCCCCAAGUGAUAAUGGCCCAAAAACAAGUGCCAGUUGGAAGGGCCCAGGCACAACCAAGGGUCAAUAUGGCCAAUAUUUACAGCCCGUACGCCUCGUGCUCCCAAAUUCCGCGGGAUGACGACAAGCAUAUAGCUCGUAUGGAUUCGGAAUCGGAUGAGAGGACACCGUUGCAGCCAUCCGCCUCCAACGAGGAACUCAACGAGCUGACCGAGAAUAUCGACAACUUCCUCGACGAUCUCAAAAAUAUGGACAUGGGACCAAGAUCUGAGGCCGGCUGGAGCGCCGAU